CAUGGCCCUAUAUACACCGCCGUCCCUCCCGCACACACCGUCCGCGUAUGCAAUGCACCGUAAUUCAUCCACCCUCCUCCCCACAGAGCUGCUUGCAGCCUCCGCCACCUGGUCGACAUGGCGCCAGCCAAAACACGAAAUGCCGCUCACCCCGCCGCUCUCUGUGCCCUCGCGGAGAGCGGACAGGCCACAGGUAACAGUCUUGCCGCCAAUAUCACAACUUGACCGCCACAUGGCGCGUGUUUCUCCUUUAACACCCCCGCCCAUGGAGGACAUUUCUAUAGCCAACUCGUCACGACUGCAGCGCACUGACUCGUCAGAAGACUCGUCCGACAUGGACGACUACCAGCAGGCAAAGCCGUCCAUGCCCUCGCCAGCGCCACACCUAGUCGACUGGUUCAGCACGUCGUCAAAACGCUCGGCGCACUUUAUAGCCGAAAAGACUUGCGAGAUGAUCUGCUACCUCUGGUUUGCGAACAACUCUGCGCCUCCGUCAAAGUCCACCCUAGGGUCUUCGCGGACACGUGACCACUCCCCUUCCACCGCCUCCCCGCCUUACAUUCCCCAAAGUAAUCCGCAGACCGCGUCGCUACAGCUGGUCGCGUCGCCAGCGUUUGUGAACUUUAUGCAGAAGCUCCUCGAGACGACGCAAGUCAGCCAAUCCGUCAUCGUGCUCUCGCUACACUAUAUCUACCGUCUCAAAGAGCGGAAUCGGUUCACGAAUGGGCAGCCGGGGAGUGAGUUUAGGGUGGCGGUAGCAGCUUUAAUGAUGGCUAAUAAGUUUGUUGACGAUAAUACAUACACUAAUAAGACUUGGUCUGAAAUUUCCUCAAUAUCGCUUAACGAAAUCAACAAAAUGGAACGCGAGUUCUUAAUGGGCGUCGACUUCGACUUAUAUGUAGACAAGCCGACCUACGAAUCCUGGCUCAACCUGCUAAAGGGACUGGUGAUGGCGAAAGAGAAGGACUCGAGGAAGUGGCAUCGCGGGCGGUGCAAGGACGUCAGGGCUAUCGGACGAGUGGUGCCGUCGAGCGUGUGCAGGCCGAGUACGCGGGGCAGGCAGGAGGAGAACGGGACCCGCAGACGGGAUCGCGCGCGGUCGACCUCGCCGGUCCAGUCGUCGCGCGCAGCGCCCUUCCACGCAUUCACCUUCGCACUACCCCCCCUCCCCUCCACCGCGCCCCGCUCCAUCUCGUCGCAUCCGUACCCGUCGCCGGAGAAAGACCAGCUCGACUCGCCCGUCUCCCCCACACCCCAUUCCGGUGAAAAGCGCUCCGCAAACACCGCGUUCUCGCACGCGGCGGAGGCGUACGACGACGCAUCAUUGCGGCCGCCUAGACCGUCCAAGCGUCCGGCGAGCAUGUACGGGCUCUCCCUCCAGAUCCCGGAGCACUCGUCCGGCUCUGUCGCGAACAAGGCCCCGCUCAGCGGGAACGGCGCGGCUCCGAGCCCCAUGGAGAGCCUGCAGGGCUUCUCCAGCUUGAGCUUGGGCGGGGACGGAGCCGGCACGCCGGGGUCGUCCUCGUUGCCGAAAAGAGAGCAGCCGCGGACGUUGGCCGCUCCAUACCGAGCAGAUUCCAGCAGACAGGAAGCGGUUCCUCAGAACCUGUACUACUACUCGCUCGCCUGCUCUCCGACGGAGGAAGACCACUCUGCAGACGUGCGAUGCCGCAAGGCCAAAUUGCGCGUGCACCACGCCCCCGGGCCCACGCACGACUCGUACUACUCCACCUCCGAGCUGGCCUCCUGCCCGCAGCAGCCGCCAACCGCGUACUCGGGUUACCAGUAUUCAUCGCAUGCGUAUGGCGGGUAUGAAGGACCGAGGAUACCGAUGGUGGUGCAGAGCGCGUCGACGAGCCCGAACAUGUCCAUGUCGGAGAUGCCGCUCCCGCCGCCGCCCCAGCUGAAACGGUAUGAGGGCCCCACCGACGUGUAUGCGUGGCGCCGCGCGAGCGAGCCCAACUACGACUCGCUGGCGCACGCGCACUCGAGUUCGCGGUCGCCUGCGCAGCUCCCUCAGUACGAGCAGGCACUGUCCCCGGUCGAAGAGCAGGGAUACCGGUCGGAGUUCUCGGACACCGACAGCCCUGGUGUGCCCGCGGCGCCGUUUGCGAAUGCAGGCCCGCCCGGCGUGCAGCUGUACACGCCCCCGGAACAUACGUACCUCCAGCCCCCCACGCAGCUCCUCCAGUACCGCCCGCCCCGCCCACAGCAGCAGCAGCAGCAUGUGGAACGAUCGUCGCCCGACUUCACGUAUUUCCAGUGGCCUUCCGAGAGGGGAAGGAGGCUCUACAAGUAACGACCGCCUUAAUCGCUUCACGACGCAUCUUGCAAUUGGACUGUUCAUUAUUGGCGUGUAAUACUUUCUCGUUCGGCGGGACUCGUUUUUUCUGUGGUCCCCGCGUUGGGUCUUGGUCGGUCUGUCGUAGCAUUCAUUGUCCGCAUCGCAUUUUUCUCGUCUUGCAUAGCAAUUUUUCUUCUCCCGCUGUUCACGAUUCACCUAGAACUCUUUCUCCGCACAAUACACUUCCGCAUCAGCAUCGCACUAGCAUCACGCAUCCAUCCAUCCAUCCAAGCCAUAUUGUAUUUCUGUAUAUUGAUGUGUACAUACAUACACUACUCUUAGUACGCUAGCUAGCUGGUUCGUAUACCUACCCACACACAGCCUAUUACUGUCCGCGUAACUUUAUUCGAUAUAAUUAUUGCGCCUGUUCGCAGCAGAUGAAU
Messenger RNA from Gloeophyllum trabeum ATCC 11539, 2727 nucleotides. RefSeq lists its product as uncharacterized. The transcript has 4 exons. The record is from RefSeq and is a predicted model, not a curated record. Gene Ontology annotation, cellular component: nucleus; cyclin-dependent protein kinase holoenzyme complex. The annotation marks the transcript as partial. Gene Ontology annotation, molecular function: protein kinase binding; cyclin-dependent protein serine/threonine kinase regulator activity. NCBI's taxonomy places the organism in Eukaryota, Fungi, Basidiomycota, Agaricomycetes, Gloeophyllales, Gloeophyllaceae. Gene Ontology annotation, biological process: regulation of cyclin-dependent protein serine/threonine kinase activity.